Molecule: messenger RNA, 1317 nt
Organism: Trypanosoma rangeli
Lineage: Eukaryota; Euglenozoa; Kinetoplastea; Trypanosomatida; Trypanosomatidae
Product: putative ATPase protein
Exons: 1
Coding region: 1-1317 (438 amino acids)
Biological process (GO): meiotic recombination checkpoint signaling; reciprocal meiotic recombination
Cellular component (GO): nucleus; chromosome
Molecular function (GO): ATP binding; ATP hydrolysis activity
Source: RefSeq, a predicted model, not a curated record
AUGGAAGAAGUUUUUGUCGUUCCAGUGGAGGUACGAUGUCGUGCGUUACGUGUGAACAAGACGGAGCUGUCAAAAGUUAUCACCAUUUUUAUACGUCAACGUCACGCCUUUCUUCACCCAGGAGAGGUCCUCUCGCUUGACGGCGCCUCAGAUCUUAUAGCUUCUACGGUGGAGUUGCUUAGGGUAUGUGAUGUGUACUGUCCGCAGCUCGGCAUCCCCGCGGACGGGGCAGACUACGCCAUGGCAAUGUACACAUUGAGCACCAGUGAAAGUUGUGGGGAGUUAUUGAACUCAGUUGAGCUCGACGGGGAUGAUAGCAUGACGCUAGCCCCCUGCAGCGUGUUAUCUUUGCCAAACACCUCCUUGGAAGGACUGUGGGAGUCCCUCUACUAUGGCGAGACACGGAACGAGUCUGUCAGUCUUAAACGCGAUCUGCUGCAGUACAUGCGUACAGCGAUUACAUUCUCUAGGGCUGGUGUAAACCCGCAUCUUGUGACAUGGAAUCGGCUACUUCUGCUUUACGGUCCGCCUGGCACAGGUAAGACGUCUCUCUGCAAAGCCCUUGCACACAAGUUGUCUAUUCGUCUCAAUGACAUUUUUCCUUUUGCUCAAUUGGUGGAAAUCAAUGCACACAGUCUUUUUAGUCGUUGGUUUAGUGAAAGUGGAAAGCAGGUCAUGCUGCUUUUUAAUCAUAUUCAUGAUAUGGCAGCGAAACCAAACAGCCUCCUUUGUGUGCUGGUGGACGAGGUAGAAAGCUUGGCGGCAGUGAGACAAUCUGCUAUGAAAGGAAACGAGCCAUCAGAUGCCAUUCGUGUCGUCAACGCCCUUCUCACACAGUUAGACAGACUACAGCGGCGACAUAACGUGGUGGUUUUUGCCACCACCAACAUCACAGGCGCCAUUGACGUAGCAUUCAUUGACCGCGCCGAUAAAAAAAUCUUUAUUGGCGCGCCGGGCUUUCAGGCUCGCUUGGAGCUCUUGAAGACGGGUACACAAGAGAUGAUUCGACGUGGUUUGGUUGUGUUGGCACCUUCCUCUAAUCGGGAUGUUGUCAAUGAGGAUAAGUGGGUGUCAGCGGAGGCACAUAUGGAGGAGUUGGGCCAGAGAGAGUUACUGCAGCUGGAGGCCGUCGCGAGGCAGUGUGAGGCGUUCAGUGGUAGAACGUUGAAGAAGCUUCCAUUCUUGGCGUACAGCCAACACGCGAUGGGCGGCUGUGGUACUGGGUCGCAUCUCAUCUCAUUCGCGGCAUUUAUGAACGGCCUGCAGGUGGCUGUUGACGCAGAGUUGUCGGCGCGGGAGGAAAUGAUGUCUUCUUAG